Lolium rigidum is the source of this 1730-nucleotide messenger RNA. Its product is annotated as chaperone protein dnaJ 16-like. The transcript has 12 exons. The record is from RefSeq and is a predicted model, not a curated record. Lineage: Eukaryota; Viridiplantae; Streptophyta; Magnoliopsida; Poales; Poaceae. The coding region runs from base 102 to 1427 and encodes 441 amino acids.
CUCCUCCUCGCCGCCGCCAUAAGAUCUGAGCGAGCGAGCUCCUGCUGCUGUAUAGGUCUGGGGGUUAGGGUUCCGGCUUGGCGGGUGCUGAGGCGGCGUCCAUGGCGGGCCCCAAGUUCGGGUCCUUCAAGUCGGAGAGCAAGGGGGACUCCGCGGCGGCGGCCGGCGCGGCGGCGCAGAGGAGGGACCCGUACGAGGUGCUCGGGGUGGGCCGCAAUGCCACGGAGCAGGAGAUUAAGAGCGCCUUCCGCCGCAUGGCCCUCAAGUACCAUCCAGAUAAGAACGCAGAUGACCCUGUGGCCUCGGAGAAGUUCCAGGAAGCCACAUUCUCCUACAACAUCCUGUCAGAUCCAGAUAAAAGGCGGCAGUAUGAUUCCUCCGGUUUCGAGGCCAUCGAAGCAGAUAGUCAUGAACUGGAGCUCGACCUAUCGAGUCUCAACACUGUAAAUACGAUGUUUGCAGCUCUUUUUAGCAAGCUAGGGGUACCAAUUAAGACCACAGUUUCAGCAACAGUUUUAGAGGAGGCGUUGAAUGGGUCGGUGGAGAUUUCUCAGCUUCAUCUGGGCAAAUCCGUGUGCAAGAAGGUGGAGAAACAAACAGCUCAUUUUUAUUCAGUCGACAUAACAGAGGAAGAAGCCAAAUUGGGGUUAGUGUGUAGGGUCCGUUCAACUUCGAAAAGUAAAUUCAAGUUGCUCUAUUUUGAACCUGAAGAAAACGGUGGGUUAAGCCUUGCUUUACAGGAAGAUAGUGCAAAGACCGGGAAAGUUACUUCUGCUGGGAUGUUCUUUCUUGGCUUUCCUGUGUACCGUUUUGAACAUACUAAUUCAGCUGCUGCUGCAAAAGAUCCUGAUAGUGCAUUCUUUAAGAGAUUGGAUGGCUUUCAACCAUGUGAAGUUAAUGAACUGAAAGAAGGGACCCAUUAUUUUGCUGUUUAUGGCGAUAAUUUCUUCAAAAGUGCAACCUACACCGUAGAGGUUGUAUGUGCCAAACCCUUUACCGCUGAGAAGGAGAAGCUACGAAGCGUGGAGGCAAAGAUACUUGCAAAGCGGUCUGAGCUGUCUAAAUUUGAGUCAGAGUAUAGGGAGGUUUUGGCAAAGUUCACUGAGAUGACCAGCAGAUAUGCUCAAGAAAUGCAAACGAUCGAUGAGCUUCUCAACGAAAGGAAUGCAAUCCAUGCAUCCUACACCAACAGCCCAACUCUAAAGCGGAGUUCCAGUGGCGGCAAAGAGAGGCCAUCCUCUAAAGGGUCCAAAACUGAUGAUGAACACAGUGCGAAAAAAGAGAAGAAAUCGAAGAGUCCGGCGAUGGAGGCACCAGUGAGUGAUGAAGAGGGCCCUAAAAAGGAAAAGAAAGCUAAAGAGCGCGUUCGCAGGAAGAAAUGGUUCAGCAUCCAUCACUUGAAAGUUGACAAGAGAAGACCCUGCUGAAAGACGUAAUGUACUACAACCUGGUACUCACAGGAUAUGGCAAGGAUCUCGUUUUGACCUCCCGAAGGGCACGCGCUUGCUCUUAUCUUUUCUCCUUGUACCGUACGGAAUUGUUUCCUGAAAAUUCAGGAAUCUGGGCAGAUUUGGAAAUGUUGUAAAGAAAUGUAUGCGUAGCAUUUUGUUAGGUGAUUGCUGGUGCUGCAUCUGUCCUCUCUGAAUUUAGAGGGUUAUUGUUGUUUGUAUACAGCCUUAAGAACAUGUAAUGUUAAAGACUACGGCAGAAUCCAGUGUUACAUUCAUUCA